CUCUUCCUGGUUUUCCAUCUGUUCUCCUACCCCAAACAGUACUUUAAGGUUUGGAGCAAUGGCGCCCGAAAGUCACAUGUCCGAGCCCAUCUGCCUGAUCGAGAACAGGGACAGGAAGCUCUUUGUCUGUGAAAAGGCCCUUCACCUGCUCUCUGAAAUUCGCCAGCCGGUGGUGGUGGUUGCCAUUGUGGGACUCUACCGAACGGGCAAGUCCUACCUCAUGAACAAACUAGCUGGCAGAAACUCAGGUUUCCCCCUGGGUUCUACGGUGCAGUCGAAGACCAAGGGAAUCUGGAUGUGGUGUGUCCCCUACCCUGGCAGGUCUGGUCAGACUCUUGUGCUUCUGGAUACAGAGGGACUAGGCGAUGUGGAAAAGGGCGAUACUCAAAAUGACACCUGGAUCUUCGCUUUGGCUGUGCUCCUGAGCAGCACCCUGGUCUACAACAGUUUUGGUGCCAUUGACCAGCAAGCUAUGGAUCAGCUUCACUAUGUGACAGAACUCACGGAGCGCAUCAAAGCCAAAUCGUCCCCCGGGGGCGGCAGUGGGGGACUGGAAGACUCUGCUGAGUUUGUCCGCUUCUUCCCAAGUUUCGUCUGGGCCUUGCGGGAUUUCACCUUGCAGCUGGAGCUGAAUGGGCGCCCCAUCACUGAAGACGAGUAUCUGGAACAUUCCUUGAGAUUAAAGAAAGGUGAUGCCUCUGAUGUUCAGCUGUACAACCUGCCUCGCAAAUGCAUCCGGAUGUUCUUCCCCACUCGCAAGUGUUUCAUUUUCGACCGCCCCACUACUAGGAAGAACCUGCCCCGGCUGGAGUCGAUGCAGGAGAGCCAGCUGGAACCUGACUUUGUGGAACAAGCCGGCCAGUUCUGCCGCUACAUCUAUAGAACAUCCAAGGAAAAGACCAUCCCAGGAGGACACUUUGUCAAUGGCCGCUUGCUGGCGAACCUAGUGACGACCUAUGUGGACACCAUUCGCAGUGGGCAAGUGCCUUGCAUGGAGAGCGCAGUGCUGGCCUUGGCUGAGAUUGAGAACUCGGCUGCUAUCCAUGAUGCUACUGUGCGCUACGGGGAGCUGAUGGAUCAAAAGCUGAAGCUUCCUACAGAGACGGUCCAGGAGCUGCUGGGGAUCCACGCCGAGUGUGAGAAGGAGGCCCUGCAGGUGUUCCUGGCUCGUGCCUUCAAGGAUGACAAACAACGGUUCCAGGUGGAACUCAUGAAAACCAUGGACCAGAUGAAGGAGGGCUUCUGCCAAAAGAAUGAGCAGGAAUCUUCAAAACUCUGUUGGGCUGUGUUGAUGUCCUUGUCUGGGGAGUUGGAGGAAAACAUCAAACAGGGGGUUUACUCUCGUCCUGGCGGUCACAAGCUGUUUUCAGAUGACCUGAAGGAAAUGGAACGGAGAUACCACCAAGAACAGAAAAAAGGAGUGAUGGCAGAGACAGUCCUACAGCGGUUCCUCAAGGAGAAGGAGAAUGUCAGCAGAGCCAUACUGCUAAGUGAUCAAGCUCUCUCAGAGAAAGAGAAGGAAAUGGCAGAGGCGAAGGCAAAGGCUGAAACUGCGCAGCGAGAGCAGGAGAUCCAGAAGCAGAAGCAAGCUGAGCUGGAACAGAAGAUGGAGGAUCAGAAACGGAGCUACGAACUGAACAUCCAGCAGCUGGAGGAGAAGAUGGUGAAAGAAAGGGAAAAUCUACUGAAAGAGCAGGAUAGGAUGAUGGAUAGUAAACUCAGGGAGCAAGAGGCUUUGCUGAAGGAUGGAUUCCAGAAAGAAGCAAAUCGACUAAAUGAGGAGAUUAAUCAACUGAGACAACAGACUCAAAAGAUCAAGGAGCCAUCUUGGAUUGGCAGGGUGUUGGGUGGCCUGGCAGAUGCUGUCACAUGUUUUUUGCCUGGUGUUGUCUCCAAACUUGCUGGAUCGCUGGUUUCUAACUUUAUAAAGCGCUUGUGAAUGAUCAAGCAGGAAAAGGCCUUGUCUGGAACAUUUCCUGUCCUGUCCUUCCAAGAUUGUAUUGAAGAUGCAGAUUGGGUGCAGAUUUCCUUGAACACAUUAAAAUGGUGCUGUACUUGUCAAAGGCAACCUCUUUACCAAGCCAGUUAGCUACUUGCAUGCCUGUUGCCUAUGAAGGACUUU
Molecule: messenger RNA, 2122 nt
Organism: Lacerta agilis (Sand lizard)
Lineage: Eukaryota; Metazoa; Chordata; Lepidosauria; Squamata; Lacertidae
Product: guanylate-binding protein 1-like
Exons: 10
Coding region: 59-1939 (626 amino acids)
Molecular function (GO): GTPase activity; GTP binding
Source: RefSeq, a predicted model, not a curated record